Messenger RNA from Xenopus laevis (African clawed frog), 3252 nucleotides. It is a transcript of the gene sel1l.L, whose product is annotated as sSEL1L adaptor subunit of ERAD E3 ubiquitin ligase L homeolog. The coding region runs from base 154 to 2628 and encodes 824 amino acids. Lineage: Eukaryota; Metazoa; Chordata; Amphibia; Anura; Pipidae. The record is from RefSeq and is a predicted model, not a curated record. The transcript has 21 exons. Gene Ontology annotation, biological process: protein transport; ERAD pathway. Gene Ontology annotation, cellular component: endoplasmic reticulum membrane.
GUGUAAUCGCGCUCUGUGACUGGUCCAGGUAGACGAGUAGCCAUCGCCGAUUGGCUGCUGAGCUGUGCGCUGUUGGCUGACUGGGAAUGUUCGGGCUAGGGCCGUAGCCUCGGACUGUCACACAGAAUAGCACGGGUCUGGGCGUCGGGAGGAAUGGGGGGCAGGACUGUGCGCUUUCUGCUGUUGCUCGUCUGCUACUGCGGCUUCCUGGAGGUGUUGUCAGGGAUCCACCGGGUCGCCGCUGAUGUUCCCAAGGGUAGUGAUGAUCCACAGACAUCAGAAGAUCAUGAAUCGGCAUACCCCAGUGGAGACCUAAAGGAGGAGCGCAAUAUGCUCCCAGAGGCACAGGACAAAGAUGGAGCCAUAUUUGAUAAAAAUGAAGUUCAAAAGGACAAACCUGAGCACCCAGACUUGAAUUCUGAAACAAAUCUAAAAUCUUUUGAAUUACCUACUGUAAAGCUCAUUCCAACAGAGGAUUUUCAGUCUGAAGAUGAAAAUGAAAGAAAUGAGAAGGAACAAACUGGCACACAGACAAUGGAGCUGCAAAAACCAGAUCCCCAAAUCCUAGUCUUGGGCGGCACUGCUGAGGGAGAAGCAUGUCGUUUUCCAUUCUUGUUUCUAGAUAAAGAAUACACAGAGUGCACGACGGAUGGGCGGGAAGAUGGCAGACUUUGGUGUGCAACCACUUAUGACUACAAGAGUGACUUGAAGUGGGGAUUCUGUGAAACUGCAGAGCAGUCCAAUAAGAGACAUCAGAUGCAGGAAGCAGAGGACCUUUACCAACUGGGCAUGAAGAUGCUUAACGAGAGCAGCAAAAGGUCACAGAAGAAGGAAGCCUUCCAGUAUUUUAUGAAAGCAUCUGACAUGGACCACAUCAAGGCAAUGGAGAUGGUGGCCUAUGCACUGCUCUUUGGGGAUCCUAUAAAACAAAAUAUUACUUCUGCUAAAGAGUUUCUAGAGAAACUGUCAGAACAAGGGUCACCUCGUGGUCAGAUGGCUCUUGGUUUUUUAUAUGCAUCGGGUCUGGGUCUAAAUUCCAGUCAAGCAAAGGCUCUUGUGUAUUACACAUUUGGUGCACUAGGGGGUAACCUCAUUGCUCAUAUGAUUUUGGGCUAUCGAUACUGGGCUGGGAUUGGAGUGCUGCAGAGCUGUGAAUCCGCUCUCACACAUUAUCGUCUUGUAGCAAACCAUGUUGCUAGUGACAUCUCACUGACAGGUGGCACUGUUGUACAAAGGAUUCGGCUGGCAGAUGAAGUGGAAAAUCCAGGCAUGGCUAGUGGAAUGCUUGAGGAAGAUUUGAUCCAGUAUUACCAGUUUCUGGCUGAGAAAGGAGAUGUCCAGGCUCAGGUUGGUCUGGGACAGCUUCAUCUGCAUGGAGGGCGUGGUGUGGAACAAAAUCAUCAGAGGGCUUUUGAGUAUUUUAAUCAAGCAGCAAAUGCAGGAAACUCCCAUGCAAUGGCUUUUCUAGGAAAGAUGUAUUCUGAAGGAAGUGAUUCGGUGACUCAGAGUAAUGAAACUGCACUUCAGUAUUUCAGGAAAGCAGCAGACAUGGGAAACCCUGUUGGCCAGAGUGGACUUGGCAUGGCUUAUCUAUAUGGACGAGGAGUUCCUGUUGACUAUGAACUGGCUUUGAAAUACUUCCAGAAGGCAGCCGAACAAGGGUGGGUGGAUGGCCAGCUUCAGCUUGGAUCAAUGUAUUACAAUGGCAUUGGUGUAAAGAAAGAUUACAAACAAGCCCUGAAAUAUUUUAACCUGGCAUCACAAGGGGGUCACAUUUUGGCUUUCUACAACCUUGCCCAGAUGCAUGCGACUGGCACAGGGGUGAUGAGAUCUUGCCACACUGCUGUUGAAUUGUUUAAGAAUGUAUGUGAGCGUGGGCGUUGGUCAGAUAGACUUAUGACUGCCUAUAACAGCUACAAGAAUGGCAAUGCCAAUAUAGCCGCAGUGCAAUACCUGCUUCUGGCCGAACAGGGGUAUGAGGUGGCCCAGAGCAAUGCGGCUUUCAUCCUAGACCAGAAAGAAGCAGCUAUAUUUGGAGAGAAUGAAACCUUUCCUAGAGCUCUUUUACACUGGAAUCGGGCAGCCUCGCAAGGUUACACCCUAGCCAGGAUUAAGCUAGGCGAUUAUCAUUUCUAUGGCUACGGAACAGAUAUUGACUACGAGACUGCAUUUAUUCAUUAUCGCCUGGCCUCUGAACAGCAGCACAGCGCCCAAGCCAUGUUCAACCUGGGAUAUAUGCAUGAGAAGGGCCUGGGAAUCAAGCAGGACAUCCAUCUUGCUAAACGUUUCUAUGACAUGGCUGCUGAAGCCAGCCCAGAUGCUCAGGUGCCAGUGUUUCUAGCACUGUGUAAACUUGGAGUGCUUUAUUCACUCCAGUUUCUGCGUGAUGUGAAUGUUAAAGAAAUGGCCUUCCAGUUGGAUAUGGACCAGUUGCUGGGACCAGAGUGGGACUUGUACCUUAUGACCAUCAUCGCUCUGUUGCUCGGGACAGUCAUUGCAUAUCGACAACGGCAGCCUCAAGUUGUUUUAAGACCCCCAACGCCAGCUCCAAGAGCAGCACCUCAGGACCCACCCCCUCCACAGCCAGAGCAACCCCAACAACAACAGGAAGUCCAGCAACCACAGUGAACACAUGGGUUUGCUCUGUAAAAAAAACAUUACUUGGGGUAAAGACCGUUAAACCCGAAGGCUUCCAGAAGACCAGAGCUGCCUCCAUCCCACAAUGGGUCAGGACAUAUGCAACCACUUUGAUCUGCUGAGUGAUAAUAGAAACAAAGCAAGCUAUUUUGUUUUCUGCAUUUUUAUUUCUUUUUUUCUGUUUUUUUUUUUGAUGGGUAAUUUCCUCCCUUUUUAUUUGCUGUAUGGAAAACAAACAUCCAUAUUCAACAACAGCAAUUUGUUUUCUUUAGUAUUAUUUAUAAAAGAUUCCAUAGUCUAAAACUGGUCGGAAAGGUAUUUUUCCCACUUUAGGGCCAAAAGUAGGACUUGUUAAUAGAAAGUGCUGGUGCUGGAUAUUGGGAAGACAAACUGUGGGACGUCUCCCUCACCACGAUAUUGUUAGCACUCACUAUUUUUAAUUUCUUUGUAUUUAUUAUAGAGCCCACCAAUCAGAGGUAAAUUCCUAAUGAAUAUUGCAGUGAGGGUUCUUGGUGCUCUUACUGAAUAUAGAAAGCUGCACUAGGGCAUAUUUCUGCAACAGUAUGUUAUAGAAGAGGAAAUGCCACUUACAGUAAAUCAGUUUGUCACAUUCUC